UCCAGGCCUCUCCUUCAAUCUGGCCUAAUUAAAACGUUGACUUGAAGAGUUUACUCACAGUUAACUUGGUCUGUUGUUUCUAGAGAAAUUUUGUUAGCGAUGGACAUAUUAGACAAAGCAGAAGAUGCAUUGAAGAAUGCCUUGCUUAGCAUACCAUUUAUUAAAAGAUCAGUCGAUUAUGUCCAAUCUAUUCCUACGCACAUGGAUUUUGAAGGCCAAAAGAAAGCAGAAAAGCUGUACCAAGUCAUAAUAGCGUUAUUUGCGAUUGUUGGAUUUAUCUAUGGAUUCCUCGUAGAACAGUUUUCACAAACAGUUCUGUUUGUUUUUAUUGGUGCUGGUAUUUCUUCUCUGCUUGUUUUACCUCCUUGGCCAUGGUUCAGGAGGAGCCCACUCACUUGGCAGAAGCCAGAGAAAAAGAAGACAGAAGAAAAACCAAAGCAACAAAAAGUCAAAGAAUACAAGGCAAAAAAGAACCAAUAACCUGUAUCUCAGGUAUCUGUAUUGUUAAUAUAAUGUCAUAGCA
Messenger RNA from Rhopilema esculentum, 523 nucleotides. Its product is annotated as signal peptidase complex subunit 1. Gene Ontology annotation, biological process: protein targeting to ER. Gene Ontology annotation, cellular component: membrane; signal peptidase complex. NCBI's taxonomy places the organism in Eukaryota, Metazoa, Cnidaria, Scyphozoa, Rhizostomeae, Rhizostomatidae. The record is from RefSeq and is a predicted model, not a curated record.